CAGAAAAUGCUCCCAUUUGGUGGCAGUAUUGGGUGUUUUGAUCCGUCCGCCUUUGACGUCAUUUUUAACUGACUGUAAACAUGGCAGGAAAGAAAACACUGCACAGGAGUUACUCAUAGAGCCAUUGCGGCUACAAAAUUUAGCUAAGGAAGUGUUGGAUGUCACGCGCAGGGGUAACAUGGCCUCGAGCUUUGCCCCGCCGAGGCUCGUGGACUUCCUGCUCACAGAGAAACUCGGAAGUGGCACCUAUGCCACGGUGUACAAAGCCUACAGGAAGACGGAUAACAGGGAAGCCGUGGCCGUGAAGGUGGUCAGCAAGAAGAGCCUGAACAAGUCGUCGAUGGAGAACCUGCUGACGGAGAUCGAGAUCCUGAAAACCGUGCGCCAUCCGCAUAUCGUGCAGCUUAAGGACUUCCAGUGGGACAGUGAGAAUAUCUACCUCAUUCUGGAGUGGUGCUCUGGUGGAGAUCUGUCACGCUUCAUCCGGAGCCGGCGGAUUCUCCCCGAGCGAGUGGCGCGUCUCUUCCUGCAGCAGAUGGCCUGUGCCCUGAAGUUCCUCCAUGAAAGGAACAUCUCUCAUCUGGACCUGAAGCCCCAGAACAUCCUGCUGAGUGGCAACGUCCUGAAACUAGCAGAUUUCGGCUUCGCUCAGUACAUGUCUCCGUGGGACGAGCAGAGCUCCCUGAGAGGUUCUCCCCUGUACAUGGCUCCGGAGAUCGUGUGUCGGCGGCAGUACGACGCCAGAGUCGACCUCUGGUCCGUCGGGGUCAUCCUUUAUGAGGCGUUAUUCGGUCGCGCCCCGUUUGCUUCUCGCUCUUACGCCGAACUGGAGGACAAAAUCCGCAGCGAUAAACCCAUCGAGCUGCCAGCCGGUGCCAGAGUAUCCCGAGACUGUCGGGAUUUGUUACUCAGGCUGCUAGAGAGAGAUCCAGACUCACGCAUCUCAUUCGACGAGUUCUUUCUUCACCCGUUUGUGGACCUGGAACACAUGGCCAGUUCUGAGAGUCUAGAUAAGGCGAAGGAGCUGGUCCUGCGGGCGGUGCAGAAGGAUCAGGAGGGGGAGAAGGCUGCCGCUCUGUCUCUCUACUGCAGCGCGCUGGAGCACUUUGUGCCUGCUAUUCACUAUGAAACAGACAGACAGAGGAAAGAGGCUCUGAGACAGAAGGUCAAGCAGUACGUUUCUCGAGCUGAAGAACUCAAAGCUCUGGUGGCGUCAGACAACAAAAUCAGCUUUGAGAAAGCCCAGUCAGCCCGGGACAUACUAAGAGAAAUGUCCCGGGACCAGCCACGCUUACUCGCUGCACUGGAAUUAGCUGCAUCUGCUGUAGCGAAGGAGGCGUGCGGGAUGGAGGACUACGAAACACUGGAUAUGUAUCAGCAGAGUUUGGGAGAGAUGCUCUUGGCUCUGGCCGCCGAGCCUCAAGGCCGCAGGAGAGAGCUGCUCCAUAACGAGAUCAAGAGUUUGAUGAGUAGAGCCGAGUACCUUAAAAAACAGAUCAAGAUGCGAGAAACCCAGACAGAUGUCUCGCUGGAUAAAGAUCCGGUUGCUGAAUCUGUGCGAAUGUCCUGUUGCCUGCAGUAACCAUGGGAACGUUCAGACUCAGCAGUCACAUCACAUGACCAGAUGGGUGCCGUGAUGGUGCACUUCGGAUCCGGGACAAUCCGAUCGAAUCCCCGUCAGACUGACUGACUGACUGACUCCGCCCUCGGACCGCGCGACAGCAGACACAAGCUGUUGCGUCGUUACUGUUCGUUUAGAAGUGAAAGUAGUCGGUUGGAGUGAUAUCUAUACGGAUUAUUUCCACAUUACUGUACUGUAUGUGAGUUGUUUUUCCUCUUUCCUCUAGUCUGGAGUAUAGGGCAUUCUGAAUAUUCUGACAUCUAAAAAAAAAAAAAAAACUGAAGAAAAGAAACCUAAAUCUGCAUCUACUGUACAGAAGUAAAUGAAUCAUUAGAGCUAUUCGUUUUCAUUCACGCUGUAUCACUUUGCUUUCACACACACACUCACACACACACACACACACACACACACCCCUCCCUCCUCUCCCCUCAGUGCAGUGGGGUUCACCGCAGCUCGUCCACAUAACGAGUGCGCUGUGUGGUGGUGAACGUGGCUCUGGAACUAUGUGGUUUCCUCCCCGCUCGUUCUGCUCUUACAUUUACUUUGCGCCACCACACAUCGAGUUACGUACCGUUUUCUCCGCCUGCCUCAGACACCGCCGGGUAACACUUUAGAUUGGUGAUGCAGCAGUAAAAAACCGAAGUGAAGCUCGGAAACUGGUAAACAGAUCACUUAAAGCACUGGAGUGUUGUAAGAAAAAUGUCUAAAGGGGUUUCUGUUGAGGCCUUUAUAUAUAUAUAUAUAUAUAUAUAUUUUUUUUUUUCUUCUUUUUUGCUGUAGUAAUUUAUUGUGUUUGAUUACAGGAAUAAAUGAAUCUUUCUGCAAA
Ictalurus punctatus (channel catfish) is the source of this 2447-nucleotide messenger RNA. It is a transcript of the gene ulk3, whose product is annotated as unc-51 like kinase 3. Gene Ontology annotation, biological process: peptidyl-serine phosphorylation; autophagosome organization; protein autophosphorylation. Gene Ontology annotation, cellular component: autophagosome; cytoplasm. The record is from RefSeq and is a predicted model, not a curated record. The coding region runs from base 179 to 1582 and encodes 467 amino acids. The transcript has 18 exons. Lineage: Eukaryota; Metazoa; Chordata; Actinopteri; Siluriformes; Ictaluridae. Gene Ontology annotation, molecular function: protein serine/threonine kinase activity; ATP binding.